This is a messenger RNA of Canariomyces notabilis, 1710 nucleotides long. RefSeq names its product carbohydrate-binding module family 18 protein. The record is from RefSeq and is a predicted model, not a curated record. The transcript is spliced from 4 exons. Gene Ontology annotation, molecular function: chitin binding. Lineage: Eukaryota; Fungi; Ascomycota; Sordariomycetes; Sordariales; Chaetomiaceae. The coding region runs from base 253 to 1413 and encodes 386 amino acids.
CAGCAGGAUACUAUGUCCUUUGCGCGAGGUUCCAUUACUUCUGAGAUGCUCCAGUCGGCAGCGAGAACCGGGUUACAGCUCCGGCUCGGAUAUUGCCCGACAUAAAGGCCACGAUACCGCCUUCCUAUACACUCAGUUAUAGGCGUCGAUCACAAACGUCGAUCCCGUCCCCGUGUCUUCCCCGGAUACGUCACAGGCUCACCCACGACACCCUACUAGGCACGCAUCCCUGUACCACGGGAGCUCGAGACCAUGACCCUCUCAGCACUGGCAAGGAGUGUCCUCCUUUGUGUUCUUGGCUUCUCAUGCUAUGUAGCGGCGGUUUGCACUCGCAGCGUUACGGCCAAGCAGGGAGAUACGUGUGCUUCGCUGGCCUCCGCAGCCGGCAUCACUGUCACUCAGUUUCUUAGGUCUAAUCCAUCUGUUGUGAGCUGCUCCCAGCUUGUCACGGGUGGCAUCUACUGCGUGCAAGGCGUAGCGGACAGCGUUUCAACUUCCACAGGCUCAGCACCCCCAGCCUCUUCGAGUUCAGCCUCACUUAUGGUUAGCCCGGACGGGACAUGCGGAGCGGGAGUAACCUGUUCCGGCUCGAGAUAUGGGAGGUGUUGCUCCAGGCACGGCUUCUGCGGCGAUAGCGAAGACUACUGCGGCGAUGGCUGCCAACCGGGCUUUGGGUCUUGUGGCUCGGGGUCUGGACCUGGCACAACUUCUCCAGGCGCGGCGGUUACUGUCACGGUCACGGCUGAGAUUACUCGGACUGCGUAUAUAUUUGAGACGGCCACCGUGACUAGCACCGUCGCCCUCACCAACACAGCAACUGCCGUCACCACGAGGACUUUCAGCGCAACCACCACCAUUACCAACACGGCACCAGCCACAGCGACCACGACAGUUCGGACUACUGCCGCUGUGACAGCCACCACGACGGUCCGGGCUACUGCCAUCGUGACGAGUACGGUGGUCCGGACCUUGACAGCCACGGCACCAGCCACCAGCAUUCUCACACUAACCACCAUCUCGACCGUGACCGAAGUCGAAACAUCAACCAGGGUCAGCGUGAGAACCUCGACUACGACCCAGACAGUAAGGGCGACGUCCAUCUCUGUCGACACCAUUACCACCAUCACAACCUUAACUCGCACCGUCACGUCUGCGACCUGCGGACCAGCCACCCGGACGCUGACACAGACGACAACCGUUACCGCAACCGCCACGCAGACGCAGGGCGGGAAGCCGUCUCCGACUCUGCCAGGGACGCCUAGCAACUGCAAAUCCUACGAUAGUAUCAGAUCGGAUGACAGCUGCCGCAGCAUCGCCCAACGGAAUGAUCUUACGUUACUGGAAUUCUAUGACUUGAACCCGGCGGUAAGAGCAAACUCCAUGAGUAUCUGUGUUCCCCUCCUGAGUCGAUGAAGAUGCUAAGAAACGGUCCUGACAGAUCAACUGUGACGCACUGCGGGAGGGGUACUAUGUGUGCGUGAGAGUUUGAGGCGGACUGAGGGUAAUCAUGGUACCUAUGGUCAGGGCAGAAUCACAGUCACGCGGAAUUGUAUCGCAGUGGUAAGACAUUGUGCCUGGAGGCUGGGCCAGUAUUGAUCCCGGAGGCCUCGAUAGCAGAGAGGACCCAGAGAAGUUUGCCUAGGUACCUAAGCAGCGUGGGUAGCAGCGAGUAUGUGUUGAGGUAGUUGAAAUUGACAAGAGUAAUUUAUA